Lymnaea stagnalis (great pond snail) is the source of this 1318-nucleotide messenger RNA. The record is from the annotation of a GenBank genome assembly. NCBI's taxonomy places the organism in Eukaryota, Metazoa, Mollusca, Gastropoda, Lymnaeidae.
AUUCCUUCACUCACCAAAUUACCUGACAACAAUGAGCGCAUUUCAGCAUUGUUGAGCAGGGAUGCGGAUGAUUUUUAUACACAGAAGCUGAAAGAUCUUCAGGACCGGGUUAGUAUUUUCUUUUUUUUUUUUAUUAUUGUUGUUGCACUUUAAAGGAGAAAAACCUUAAAUACAUUUACAUAGUUUAAAAUGUUUUAAUUCUUAAAUCCAACUUAGCUCACUAAUAUUGAACUUUGGGGGGGGGGGGGGUAGGGUAAUGUUAAUGUGCAUGAAAAUCUCUCAUCUGUUUUUGAUUCUUUUGGAAUCUUUCACAAAAUUAAAAGGAUAUAAACUAUGUCAGUUUUAUUUAUGUUAAUGACAAAAAAAAUUAUUUUAAGAAUGUUGGAUCUCUCACCAAAUGUAAAGGAAAACUCCUCAAUAUUUUAAAGCUUCUUAAAAUAUUGUUUAUUAUUUGGCUUAAAACAUCUCUAAGAUAUUUCAAUGUGAGAUUUAGGGUGUUUUAGUGAGCUCAUAAGUUAUAGACAGUUCAAAACUAACUAUAUUUUCUUACACUAUUUUCAGAACGCAGCCCUACAAAAGCAAACAAACGAAGAGUUUGCUAAGGCAGUUAAAGAAGUUGAGGCCAAGUUUUUGUAAGUAUAUCACUGCGAUUGCUUAUCUGUAAUUUAAAAUAUAACCUUGGUUUAGAGAGUUAAGUCAAUGUCCCGAAUGAUUUAUUACUUAAAUUAUUUAUGAAGUAUAAUAAGGCUGGUUAAACUUAUAAUAAGCCUGCACUGGUUGUCAGUGGUUUAAGAUAGAAAUACAAAUGUUGGAUGAAUCUUAUCAGAAUUAUGGCAAAACCAAAAGAUUUCUUAUUUAAAUCUAAACAUUGAAUGGAUAUCUUAGUCCAAUUUAACAGCUGGAUAUAAACAUAGCUUUUAAGCAAAUCAAGGGUUAGUUGCAUAUGCACAUCACUUUAAAGAAAAUCAAGGGUUUGUUGCAUAUGCACAUCACUUUAAAGAAAAUCAAAGGUUUGUUGCAUGUAUGCAUCACUUUAAAGAAAAUCAAAGGUUUUUUGUAUAUACUAUAUGCAUGACUUUUAAAAGCAUCCAAGGUUAGUUCUAAAUAAAUAAAUUGCGUUUAAAUAAAAGCAAUAUUUGUAUUUCCCCCCUACAGGAAGGACUCCACUUGCGCAGUGUGCCAAGAUCUUCAGCUGAAAGUACUUGAGUGUUAUCAGACCAACCCAAAUGAAAUUCUAAACUGUUCUGGAAUUGUUGAUGCAUUCACCACAUGUGUUGAGCGGGCAAGAAUGGUAUGUAUAGGCUUAUUACUUUUGUGA